Lontra canadensis (Northern American river otter) is the source of this 5817-nucleotide messenger RNA. It is a transcript of the gene AR, whose product is annotated as androgen receptor. Gene Ontology annotation, biological process: regulation of DNA-templated transcription; androgen receptor signaling pathway; male gonad development. The transcript is spliced from 8 exons. Lineage: Eukaryota; Metazoa; Chordata; Mammalia; Carnivora; Mustelidae. The coding region runs from base 732 to 3398 and encodes 888 amino acids. The record is from RefSeq and is a predicted model, not a curated record. Gene Ontology annotation, cellular component: nucleus. Gene Ontology annotation, molecular function: steroid binding; zinc ion binding; sequence-specific DNA binding.
CACCCCCCGCCCCCAGUCGGCCCAGCGCGGCCAGCCCGAGUUUGCAGAGAGGUAACUCCCUUUGGCUGCGAACAGGCGAGCUAGCUGCACGUUGCAAAGAGGGCGUUGGGGAGCCGGGCAAACAGUGAGCCGCUUCAGCACUGCAGCUGGGACCCGGCUAGUUAGGCGGUACGCGGGGCGGGCCCCCAGGUUCCCCUCAUUUCCUUUCCACCUCCUACUGCACGCAGCAGCCGGCCCUGUUUGCAGGACCAAAGACCAAACAAUGAAAGGCCAGAGGGCAGUGGGGGCUUCAGUAGACGAUUAAAAACGAAAACAAAAACAACCAACCCAAACAAACCCUCAAACCCAAAAUAAAGCAUAAAGAGAAUAACCCGGUUCCUACUUGCACCUGCUUCAGUGGACACUGAAUUUGGAAGGCAGAGGGUUUUUCUUGUUUUUGUUUUAUUUCCUUUGAGACUUGGGCAUCUCUUGACUCUACCCUCCCAAGAUUUCAGGAGCAGGCUGUGAGCCUAGCAGGGCAGAUCGUGUCCAGUGCUUGUUUUCCUGUACAGGAGACCUCAAGUCUGUCAGAGUGCUCUUGCGUGGUUAUUCCUGCAAGUUUCUUUCCCAGGAGCUUCCCGCAGGUGGGCAAUUAGCUGCAAGGACUACCGCAUCGCAGCCUGUUGAACUCCUAGCUAGAGAAGGGGAAACGGGAUAAAGGAAUUAGGUGGAAGAGUCAGCCAAGCUCAAGGAUGGAGGUUCAGUUAGGGCUAGGGAGGGUCUAUCCUCGGCCUCCAUCCAAGACCUAUCGAGGAGCUUUCCAGAACCUGUUCCAGAGCGUGCGCGAAGUGAUCCAGAACCCGGGCCCACGGCACCCUGAGGCCGCGAGCGCAGCACCUCCCGGCGCCCGUGUGCAGCAGCAGCAGCAGCAGCAGGAGACCAGUUCUCGGCAGCAGCAGCAGCAGCAGCAACAGCAGCAGGGUGACGAUGGCUCUCCCCAAGCCCAGAGAAGAGGCCCCACAGGUUACCUGGCCCUGGACGAGGAACAGCAGCCUUCCCAACAACAGUCAGCCCCCAAGGGCCAUCCGGAGAGCGGCUGCGUUCCAGAGCCUGGAGCUGCUUCAGCCACCGGCAAGGGGCUGCAACAGCAGCAGCCAGCACCACCGGACGAGGAUGACUCAGCUGCCCCAUCCACGUUGUCCCUGCUGGCCCCCACUUUCCCGGGCUUAAGUAGCUGUUCCACCGAUCUUAAAGACAUCCUGAGCGAGGCCGGCACCAUGCAACUCCUUCAGCAGCAGCAGGAGGUAGUAUCCGAAGGUAGCAUUAGCGGGAGAGCGAGGGAGGCCGCUGGUGCUCCCACCUCCUCCAAGGACAGUUACCUAGGGGGCAGUUCAACCAUCUCGGACAGCGCCAAGGAGUUGUGUAAGGCAGUGUCGGUGUCCAUGGGCUUGGGUGUGGAGACAUUAGAGCAUCUGAGUCCCGGGGAACAGCUUCGGGGGGAUUGCAUGUAUGCCCCAAUCCUGGGAGGUCCACCCGCGGUACGUCCCUGCGCCCCGCUGGCUGAAUGCAAAGGUUCUCUGCUGGAUGACGGCGCAAGCAAGGGCACGGAAGAAACUGCUGAGUAUUCUCCUUUCAAGGCAGGUUAUGCCAAAGGGUUGGAUGGCGACAGCCUGGGUUGUUCGGGCACGAGUGAAGCCGGGGGCUCCGGAACACUUGAGUUGCCAUCCACCCUUUCUCUCUACAAGUCGGGAGCACUAGAUGAAGCGGCGGCUUAUCAGAAUCGCGACUACUACAACUUUCCGCUCGCCCUAGCCGGGCCGCCGCCCCCUCCGCCCCCUCCCCAUCCUCACGCCCGCAUCAAGCUGGAAAACCCGCUGGACUACGGUAGCGCCUGGGCGGCUGCUGCGGCACAAUGCCGUUACGGAGAUCUGUCGAGCCUGCAUGGUGGGGGUGCAGCGGGACCCAGUUCAGGAUCACCCUCCGCCACCGCCUCCUCUUCCUGGCACACUCUCUUCACAGCCGAAGAAGGCCAGCUGUAUGGGCCCUGCGGCGGGAGCGGAGGCAGCAGCGCUGGCGAGGCAGGGUCUGUAGCCCCCUAUGGCUACACUCGGCCACCUCAGGGGUUGGUAGGCCAGGAAGGUGACUUCCCGCCACCUGAUGUGUGGUAUCCCGGCGGUGUGGUGAACAGAGUUCCCUAUCCAAGUCCCAGCUGUGUCAAAAGCGAGAUGGGCCCCUGGAUGGAGAGUUACUCUGGACCCUAUGGGGACAUGCGUUUGGAGACUGCCAGAGAUCAUGUUCUACCCAUUGACUAUUACUUUCCACCCCAGAAGACCUGCCUGAUUUGCGGUGAUGAAGCUUCUGGCUGUCACUAUGGAGCUCUCACUUGUGGAAGCUGCAAAGUCUUCUUUAAAAGGGCUGCUGAAGGUAAACAGAAGUACCUGUGUGCCAGCAGAAACGAUUGCACCAUUGAUAAAUUCCGAAGGAAAAAUUGCCCAUCUUGUCGCCUCCGGAAAUGCUAUGAAGCAGGGAUGACUCUGGGAGCCCGGAAGCUGAAGAAACUUGGUAAUCUGAAACUACAAGAGGAAGGGGAGGCUUCCAGUGCCACCAGCCCCACUGAGGAGCCAACCCAGAAGUUGACAGUGUCACAUAUUGAAGGCUAUGAGUGUCAGCCCAUCUUUCUGAAUGUCCUUGAAGCCAUUGAGCCGGGCGUGGUGUGUGCUGGACAUGACAACAACCAGCCUGACUCCUUCGCAGCCUUGCUUUCUAGCCUUAAUGAAUUGGGUGAAAGACAGCUUGUACAUGUGGUCAAGUGGGCCAAGGCCUUGCCUGGCUUCCGCAACUUGCAUGUGGAUGACCAGAUGGCAGUCAUUCAGUACUCCUGGAUGGGGCUUAUGGUGUUUGCCAUGGGCUGGCGGUCCUUCACCAAUGUCAACUCCAGGAUGCUCUACUUCGCCCCUGACCUGGUCUUCAAUGAAUACCGUAUGCACAAGUCCCGGAUGUACAGCCAGUGUGUCCGAAUGAGGCACCUCUCUCAAGAAUUUGGAUGGCUCCAGAUCACCCCCCAGGAAUUUUUGUGCAUGAAGGCACUGCUGCUGUUCAGCAUUAUUCCAGUGGAUGGGCUGAAAAAUCAAAAAUUCUUUGAUGAACUUCGAAUGAACUACAUCAAGGAACUUGAUCGUAUCAUUGCUUGCAAGAGAAAAAAUCCCACAUCCUGCUCAAGGCGCUUCUACCAGCUCACCAAGCUCCUGGAUUCUGUGCAACCUAUUGCACGAGAGCUGCAUCAGUUCACUUUUGACCUGCUAAUCAAGUCCCACAUGGUGAGCGUGGACUUUCCAGAAAUGAUGGCAGAAAUCAUCUCUGUGCAAGUGCCCAAGAUUCUUUCUGGGAAAGUCAAGCCCAUCUAUUUCCACACACAGUGAAGCUUUGGAAGCCCCCAUUUUCUCACCCCACCCCACUCCCCUUUUCAGAUACCUUCUGCCUGUUAUAACUCUGCACUACUCUGCAGUGCCUUGGGGAAUUUCCUCUUUUGAUGUACCGUCUGUCAUGAAGAUGUUCCUGAGUUCUAUUUGCUGCACUUUUCCCCCUCUUUUCCUCCUUUCUCUUUUUUUCCCUUCCUAUCUGACCCUCCCAUGGCACUUUCAGACUCUGCUCCCCGCCAUGGCUCUUAUCUGUGUUUUGAAUGGUGUUGUAUUUCUUUAAAUCUGUGAUGAUCCUCAUGUGGCCCAGUGUCAAGUUGUGCUUGUUUAUAGCACUGCACUGUGUGCCAGCCAUACAAACGUUUACUCACCUAAUGCCACGGGAAGUUUAGAGAGCUGAGUAUCUGGGAAAACAAAACAAACAACCCCCCUAAAACCAAAAGUCCUGUAGGGUUUUUUCCUCAUAAAAAAUAUAAAACAAACAGAAUCUCCCCCCACCCCCCAAAAGGCCAACAGUGACUAGAAUAAGGUGAAAAUUGCAAGCCCAUGGAGAAUCACUGCUUUUUUUUUUUUCCAAGUUCAGCCUCCCUGGGAGACUUUAUUUUCUGCCAAUGGCUAUUGCCAUUAGAGGGCAGGAUGACCCCAGAGAUGAGUUAGGAGGGAGGAGACAGAUUUAAGAGAGGACAAAGAGGACAGAUGGAUCACCAGUACCUGCCCACAGCCUUGGCCUCUGAUGGCUAGGCUCUUAACUGCAGUGCAAAUCAUUGUACUGAAAAUAUGCUUCUUGUUUGAAAAUGUGUCUGCAUGUGAACGCCUCCCCUCCAGCCAGUCCUUUUUCUCACCCUCUGCCUCCACCCUCAAACUGACUUUCAAUAAGCUUUUCUAAGAGCUUUGAACUGAAUGUUCUCUUCAGCCAAAACUUGGCCACUUCCACUGAAGAAUCAGACUAAUAAGAAGGAAAGGAGAGAUCUGACCCUUUGGAAGGCCCUAUCCAGAGCCAGGUCUGCUUUCCCAUUUGUUCAGGGAAGAGGCUGGGGCCGGAGUAAGAGGAAAAAGAAUCAAUGGGUUGGUUGGUUGGUUGGUUGUUUUCCUGCUUAGGGCGUUGAAGAGUUGAUCACUCUUUGCCCUUAUCUUUAAAAGACCUGAAUGUUUUUUGCCUGACUCCAUGCAGCUGCAAGCUCCCUCUUACCCUCCCUUCAGUGUUUUGUGGGCCUGGACUUCACCAGACUAUAUGACAGCCAUGGUGGUGAUAUUUGUCCAUUUAUUUGGGCAUGUUCACAGACUCUCUGCUAAGAGCUGUUACCACCAAGAAGGCUAGCAAGCCAGCAGUUUUGACAUCUAUCUCUAGAUGCCACUAGGCUCAAAGACUUCUUACCAAAUGUCUUUCACCAACUAUCAGAUCUCUGAAGCCCUUGGACAAACUGGAAAGAAGGCAUCGAUGGGACUGGACAAGCUGGGCAUCUUGCCCUUGUCCUCUAGAGAUGACACCUUCCCACCAAGUGGAAAAAUACCUACUUCUUCCUUCAGAGCAGCUAAAGGGGGCUAUGCAGGUCAGGGUUAAAGAGAAAACUCAAUUACCAGGGUGAGAAGAAUGAAGGCACUAGAACCAGAAACCCUGUAAAUGCUGUCCUUGCCACCCAGCAUUUCCACCUGCAGAAGUCAUGGGAAGAAUAGAGAAGAAACUAAGAGGAGACUGACUACUAAAUUAAAGUCUUCAAAGGCAAAAUCUAAAGCCAGAUGGGCACCAUCUGGUUGGUUUACUCAUCAUCCUCCUCUGCUGCUGAUCCUGGGUUCUGACAUCGGCCAUACUCACUCAGAGCUCCCACCUUUUUUGCUGCCUCUCGGCCAGAGGAAAGCUGAAACAUUUAUACUACAGAACCAUGACCUCCUUUGGAAAGGUCUGGUUUGCGUGGCUCCAUUGGGCUGCCAUCCAUGAACUCAGGGUGUGCUCCUGGGACACUGGUUUCAUAUGGUCCUUUGGCACACCUCUCUUUUGCUGACUUUGUCCCCCAGUCCUGAGUUCAGGGGGAAUGUCCGCCUACUUUCUCAUCUUGGCAACUGCCUCCUUAUUUAGCUCUUAUAUUCAUCUGCUAAAUUCAAGAAAUUAGGGGCCAGUUACCAAGCUGCCCAUUUCAGUUGAUUCACUCUACUUGAGAGGACAGUUUUUGAGUGACAUGCUAUUAUCUACAUGGGUUUCCUUCCCUGAUUUCUGUGUUGAUAUUAAUAGCCAAAUGAACUUGCAAAACAGCUUCUUUAAAUAACAAGGGACAGGGAACCUAAGAUGGGUGAUAUACCAAUCCAAGACUGCUGGACAAAACUAAAAUUGACAGGUUCUCUUUCUGGGAUAGGAUAGACAAAUUCUGGUUUUCUUCAUUAGGACAUAAUUUGGCUUAUAUAAGCUCACAAGAUUACUUCUGGCUAU